GAGAACUUACCCACCUCGCGACAUUCGUAAUCAACGUCACAACCUUCCGUUUAAAACUCUAGAAUGCCUUCAUCAAUAGCACCUGAAAAGAAAAUUAAUAGCGGCUGCUUUAAAGAAUUAGCCCGACAUCCUUUGCUCAGAAACACCAGCCUGACACAGUGUCUAUAAUACGACUACUUACACUGCUUACCUCUCUCUCCAUUUAACUCAUACACCAACACAGCUGUAUCAGCCAGCAUAACCACCAAACCAUUUGCAGCUCCAACAAUGGCCCCAACCAAAAUAGCAAUUCUGGACGACUACCAAGGGGUCGCUGAUCCCUUCUUCAAGAAACUCGACCCAUCCAAGUAUGAAGUCGUGUCUAUCAAGGAUACGUUGCUGCCUUACAACCACCCAGACAGCUCACAAUCAAACAAGGAUGCUCUAGUUGAGAGAUUCAAGCCCUUCGAUGUUAUCUGCACGAUGAGGGAGCGCACGCCCUUUCCGCGAGAGUUGAUCGAGCAACUCCCCUCACUCAAGCUUCUCCUCACCACAGCAUUUCGCAACAGAUCCCUGGACCUAGAUACCCUCAAAGAACGAGGGAUCCCAGUUGCCGGAACAGUCGAUAAGCCCCGUGGCGGCAAGCCGGUGCUCGCUGGCACGGGCAGCACCACUCAACACUGCGUCACUCUCAUCCUCUCGCUCGCUCGCGGCAUCGCCAGGGAUGACGCCGCUGUCAAGGAGGGACUGUGGCAAACUGGUCUCGCGACUGAUCUCUCAGGAAAAACUUUGGGUGUCCUCGGCCUCGGGAGAUUGGGAAGCGCAGUCGCGAGGAUUCUCAACGUCGCAUUGGGUAUGAAGAUUAUCGCGUGGAGUAGCAACCUCACACAGGAGGCGGCAGAUGAGAAGGCCAGGGAAGCUGGUCUUCAUGUCGAGGAUGGGGAGGGUGAGAAGACGUUCAAGGUGGUAAGCCGAGAUGAGUUCUUCAGAAAUGCCGACGUGGUGUCUGUCCACCUUGUCCUGUCUGAUAGGACACGCGGCAUAGUCAACAAAGAGGACUUGGCAAAGAUGAAGUCGACAGCCUUGUUUGUCAAUACCUCUCGCGGCCCCCUCGUCGUGGAGAGAGAUCUUCUCGAUCAUCUCAAGGCUGGCCGUAUCAGGGGCGCAGCUGUCGAUGUCUUUGAGCCGGAACCUCUCCCCGCCGACAGUGAGUGGCGCAACAAGAACUGGGGCCGCGAUGGAUCAAGUCAAGUUCUGGUCACCCCUCACAUGGGCUAUUGUGAGGAGGACACCAUCAAGUCGUGGUAUGAGCAACAAGUUGAGAACAUCGAGCGAUGGGCUGCCAACGAGCCGUUACACAAUGUGUUCACCUAGGUAUGAUCGGCGAAAGAGAAAAGACAAGGACAAGGCUUCUGGAAGAUGCUUAUGUGCAGGACCGAGUUUCAUCUCAACGGCAGAGGCAAAAGCAAAUCUGAGCAAACAAGCACAACUGCAUACAUCCAUGACCUUGACAGUUCAUCGUGAUAGGCUCUAUAGUCGAAACAAUGGGAACGGAUCCUUUGAUAUGCAUGAGACUGCAGUUGGUGAUCGGCGUGUUGGGACGGGCCUACCCGUUGCAUCCCUGAUGAUACGACGGCCCCGGAUUUAUUGAUAUGCGUAUGAAUAUCUGUUUCGUUGAAUUUACACCGAAUUGAAGCCUUGGACCCACGGUGAUAGUCGUGGAUCAAAUGACUUACAUGCCCUUGGCUGUAGAUCAUGGCCCCAUGAGUUCUCUCGUGGAUUGACUCGACGCAUCCCCGUUCCUUCAGGCUGGAAUGCAUGUCCUGAUUCAUAGACUUGCAGAGGUGAUGUGGUUGACGGGUAUCAUGUUCACAGGCGAGGAUCCGCAAUGUUUCAGACCUCGACUUCUGUAUACUCUCCAAUGAUGCUUGGUAUCGUUGUUGAUAUCCUGGGUCGAAAUGACUAUCACAUAGUCCUGGCAACUAUUUGUUCCGUGAUACGAUUAACGAAUGAUUGAUAGUCUUUGCCGCC
Messenger RNA from Fusarium odoratissimum NRRL 54006, 2010 nucleotides. RefSeq names its product glycerate dehydrogenase. Bases 268 to 1353 code for a protein of 361 amino acids. The transcript is spliced from 2 exons. Gene Ontology annotation, molecular function: NAD binding; oxidoreductase activity, acting on the CH-OH group of donors, NAD or NADP as acceptor. NCBI's taxonomy places the organism in Eukaryota, Fungi, Ascomycota, Sordariomycetes, Hypocreales, Nectriaceae. The record is from RefSeq and is a predicted model, not a curated record.